Patiria miniata (bat star) is the source of this 4159-nucleotide messenger RNA. RefSeq names its product succinate dehydrogenase cytochrome b560 subunit, mitochondrial-like (gene sdhc). Gene Ontology annotation, biological process: mitochondrial electron transport, succinate to ubiquinone; tricarboxylic acid cycle. The record is from RefSeq and is a predicted model, not a curated record. The transcript has 8 exons. NCBI's taxonomy places the organism in Eukaryota, Metazoa, Echinodermata, Asteroidea, Valvatida, Asterinidae. Gene Ontology annotation, molecular function: electron transfer activity; succinate dehydrogenase activity. Gene Ontology annotation, cellular component: membrane. The coding region runs from base 54 to 560 and encodes 168 amino acids.
UACAACUACAAGAAGUUAAUCUUCGUGAGCUCUAAAAAAGCCGAAGAAUUAGAAUGGCAUUGACAUUCAGGAGUGUGAACUGCAGCCAGCUAUUGCUGAGGCGUCUUACACCUUGCAUGACAAAACGUGUUACUGCCACUGUCAGCACAUGGAAAGAUGAGCAAAACAAGUUCUUGGAAAAAAAUGCGACUUUAAAACGUCCCAUGUCGCCACACAUCACAAUUUACAGCUUUCCAUUGACUGCACUAUUGUCGGGUUCUCACCGUUUCACAGGACUUGGCAUUUAUGCUGGGCUUGCUGCCUUUGGAGUGAGCGUGAACCUACUCCCUGGUGAUUUGGCAUCCAAUCUGGCUCUUGUCAAGUCACUUUCAUAUGGUCCUGCACUUAUCUUCUUGACCAAGUUAUAUGUUACCUGGCCAUUCUGCUAUCAUUACAUAAAUGGAAUACGACAUAUGAUUUGGGAUACAGGCCGAGGUAUGGAUUUGAAGUCGAUGUACUCAACUGGCUAUGCUGUGCUUGGAUCAUCCAUUGUGAUUGCAUUGGCUAUUGCAAUGUUGUAGUACACUUAUUAAUACAUUCAACAUUCAAGCUUAUUGGCGUCAAUUUACAGGCCGCCAUUAAUCUGAGUGUGCGAGAUGAGAUUUCACAACACUGCCCUUUCUCAUGGAAUUUAACCAAAGAAAGUCGUCCAGUAUAAACAACAGUGGUUUGCAUCAUGUCAAAGCAAUUCCAAUGCUGCACUAAACAGGAUCUGAAGAAUGCGUUUUGUUUCAUUAGAGAAAAGGGCCUAUUUUAAUGAAGGGUUGUGCAUUGUUGAAACACGGUACGUGAGUUACUAAUCCAAGUGAAGACACAUGACACACUUGGCUGAGGAUAGUAUGAGAUGAUGCUUACAUGUCCAUAGUGAUGAAGGUUUGCAUACCACACACCCAGCCAUGUGCUUGAAUACAUCAUGUUGUUUGCAUCAGUUUUUCAUUUCUUUUUGCUCCUUUCAUUAUAAUGUGCCACAUCAGAACUUUCACAGUUGCAGAAUGAUACAUGCACUUUCAAAACUGAACGGAAAUGUUAGGAUGGGUGCUGGGUUAAACAAAGUGAAAUAAGUAAUUUCUAAAAACACCCAAAAACUUAAUUUUCAGUAAUUUUCCAAUUUUGGGGGGAAAUGGGGGGCAUUUUUGUUAUUAUGAAAAUGAUUAUUUGUUAAUUAUUUGCUAAGCAUUAUUUGCUAAUUUUUGGAGAUAAAAAAAGGAGUAAAUUUCAGGUAGUGUUAGGAAACUGGAUACAAGAAAUUGGAUUAAUCGUGUAAUAACAGGUUUGUUUUCUGUGCUCACUUACUUGUAGGUUGAAAGUAUUAUUGGUUCUGUAUUAUGUUACUGAAAAAUAUACCAGUACCAUAUUUUAGAAAAAUACUAUAUCUGGACUAUUCCUGGCUGUGCAGGAAUAGUUAUCGCAUGUCAUGUCCAAAAUGAGUGCAUCGAUUUUCUUGAAAAAAAGAGGAAAUUUAAAGGUCAUGCAUUGUUAAUGUAUCCAUUGUACAUUAUACAACUGUUGCCUGCUGUGGCAGAGUCCAUGAUGUUUUGUACACCCUCGGGGGCAAAUGGCACCCGAAGCGAAUGCCAUUUGCCCCUGAGGGUGUACAAAACCCAUGAACCCGUCACAGUAGGCAACAAUUGCUUUGUUAUACCACGGUAAUAGAUUACUAACGACUGAAACUGUGGGUCUCUUCCUGUUGCGGUACAUACUUUUCGCACAGAAUUUUCUGUAAUUCUUCGUGUUGAUGCUGUCCUGUUCAAAAAUCAAAUUUCUGAUCUCGUCUCUGGAACAAGAGAGAAACCUCUUCUUUGGAGGCGAAAUUUGCACAGUAAAUGAGAAAAGCAGACGAACUGUGACGAAUGAUGUACACAACAAUGGCGGUCGUAGCAGAAAUAUUGCUUCACUUUUCCCAAUGGUACUAGACUGUUUCCUGCCCUCCCCCCUUAAAAUAUGGGGACCGGUAGCUGGUUCCCAUUUAAAGCCAUUGAUUUGAUCACCUUUGCGUGCAUGCAUCAUGGUUGUUUAUUUUUGAAUCGCUGCUUAGCUUUGUGUAUGGACGGUGAUUGAACACAUGAUUGUCCAAAAAAAAAGCGUCACUCUUGCCUCACCACAAAAAGUACGCAAAAUUGUCAGUGUCUCCAUGAGGGCAACUUUCAGGCAUUUUAACUGCAUAGGUUUUUAAUACUGCACAGUAAUUUCCCUCUCUGUAUUGUAAUUUGCAAGAGACACUUUCAAAUUCAGCAAAAAUCAAAGCAGCACAGCCUAUUGCCAUUUUGCAAUAGGCUGGUUGCGCGCAACCAUUACCAUUGUUAUUGUGAAUUCACGAGGCGGGAUUCAGACCCAUGCACGUCAUGCAUAUAAUGUGCAUACAUCAGGAGGAAUGCCGCCAGAUGUAGUCAGGUUCACUCCUAGCUACCUGUCCCCAUAUUUGAAGUCCGAUGGACAAUGAGGACAGGGAACCAGACUACAGUGGCACAUCUCGUAAAACGUACCCGAGGUCACACAACUACAAUAAUACAACACAAUGGAAAAGACAUUUUCAACAGCAAGAAAGAAACAGAUUAUGUACUUGUGGCUGGGAACAUCACUCAUGUACCAUGCGCGCAAGUAGCUGAUGAAAGUGGUCAGUCUGAGCACCCUUGAUGAUUCAUGAGUGCUCAUUAUAUGUGAGGUUAUACAUAUAUGCACGUAUUGUGGAAUCGUUGACAUACUUUUAAAGGCAGGGUAAAUCAUUUUUGGUUUUUUUUUUUCAUUUGAGGCAACAAAAGUGCUAAAAAUCUAAAGACAGUGCUUAACAACUAACCUGAUGAAGUUUUAGCUAAGUGAAUGCUGUACAUUCUGAGAAAACAAUAUUCUAAGAUCUCUGUUUCCAUUCAAAAGUUGCAGUGUCAUGUUUUGAAUUGCGCCCGAAAUCAGCAUCCAGGACAUUUUCCCAUUCAACCGAUAGCAGCUACACGAUGUCACACACGGAAUUGACAAGUGACGGGCAUACUACACAGAUUUGCCGAAUUACAAACCAACUGCUGACGGAAAUUCCCAAAAUUGCAUCACUAGAGGCAUCUUUGGAAAAGGCCUUCUUUAAUGUUUUCUACAAAAUGACAGCAUGCAUACCAGAAAGAGCAAUGUCACAGGGAGUUUAAUUAGUGCCAUCUUUUAGCCAUGUAAGCUUUUCAAAGACAAGUUUGACUGCAACUGAUCUACUCUACCUUUAAUGUGGUGUCAUAAAUGUUAUGGUACAAUUUGGAAUGUAAGUAUUCUCCAAGUGUCAUUGCAACAGACAUUUAUGCUUGAAUUUUCCCCUGAUUUUGUUUCAGUCAAUCUCACGAAGUAUUAAUUUCAAAUGUGAAGAGGUGGUCAUUGCAAAAAUUCAGGGUGUCUUCUGGUUGUAAAUUGGAGGUAGUAAAAAUGAUUGGUCAAAACCAGAAAGUUUAUACUUCCCCCUGAAAUUAACCAUAGUAAGCCAAAUUUACAGGUGAACAGGGUGGUAUGUUAUAAAGUAAUACAAGUCCACUCUCAUAAUUGGUACAUGUAUUUGCAAUGAUAUUGUACCUAAUGAUAUGAUUAAAUUCGUUUGAAUGGGGGAGGUUAUCAUUUAACUUUUGGUGACAUUUCAUGUUCAAGUAAAAAGUAUAUAUUUCAGUUUCUUUUUGUGUGUUUUACAAAAUGUUAUUAAAAGUAAAAUGCUAUGAAAAAUAUGAUAGAAGAAUAAUUUAAACAAUUUAAAUAUAAUUUGAUUCUGAAGUCAAAACUUAAAAAAGUUACUUGUUCCUUGUCUGUAAUUCCUUUAGAUAAUUGGCAUAUUUCUUUGUGCAUUGUUUGCAUACAUACAUAUGUAAACUACAACAUUUAACACUAUGAGUGUAUGGCUGCCUCAGUUUUGAGAAUGUCGUGAGGUACGUUGUUUUCCCAGUCCAAUCAUCCGGGUUUGCACAGAAACCUUAAAAUGAGAUUUCAUGACAUUCCCAUGACAAUAUUGGGGCUGCCCAUGACUGAAUCAUAUGCCUUUUUGGCAUCUUAGGAGCCUAUUUACAAUGCUCUGGCCAGUCAUCAAUAUCAAUAGUUAUUAAUGAUCACAUAUAUAUAUUUUGAUUGUUGAAAAUACAAAAAUAUCAACAAAUGCAAUAAGAAA